GGCGCCGUGGAGGCUGCUGGGAGAGUGGAUCUCCGCUCUUCUCCAAUGUGUGGGGCUGCUAGAGAGCCGGCCUAGCUGCAAAACCGAAGUCGCCGAGUGAUGAUGUUGUGAAGUCGCCCACCCGUCCCUGCCACGCCCGGGCCGUUACUGGCAGCGCCGGCCGCUUCGGCUGCAGCUCUCAGGCUGACACCGCUUUAGAUCCUAUUCCCUGAGGGAGCGCGGGCGGAGGACAGAGGACGUCGGGCCAUGCCUGUCAUGACUCUCCAGGGUAUGAUAAUCACAUGAGAGCACUCAUUGCUGCAGAUGUCAUUUGACUCAUCAGAAAAAAGCUGUUUAAAAGAAAAUAUCUGUACAACCAGAUCCAUUUUGUUAUUGAAUGGCUUAAUGGAUUUCCUUUACUCUGAUUCAUACCAAAGCUGUCCUUGUCAACCAAAGCAAGAAAGGAUCCUGCAUGAGUCAAUCACAGAAUGCCAUUUUUACAUCACCAAUAGGUGAAGAAAACCUCAUGAAUAUCAAUCACAGAGACUCAGAGAGUAUCACUGAUGUCUGCUCCAAUGAGGAUCUCCCUGAAGUUGAGCUGGUGAGUCUGCUGGAAGAACAGCUACCCCAGUAUAAGCUAAGAGUAGACUCUCUCUUUCUAUAUGAAAAUCAAGACUGGACUCAGUCCCCACACCAGCAGCAGCAUGCAUCUGAUGCCCUCUCUCCAGUCCUUGCUGAAGAGACUUUCCAUUAUAUGAUUCUAGGCACAGACAGGGUGGAGCAGAUGACCAAAACUUACAAUGAUAUCGACAUGGUUACACACCUCCUGGCAGAGAGAGAUCGUGAUCUGGAGCUAGCUGCUCGAAUUGGACAGGCUCUCUUAAAACGGAACCAUGUCUUGUCUGAGCAGAAUGAAGCCCUGGAGGAGCAACUGGGACAAGCCUUUGAUCAAGUUAAUCAACUGCAGCAUGAGCUGUCCAAGAAAGAUGAAUUACUUCGAAUUGUCUCUAUUGCUUCUGAAGAGAGUGAAACUGACUCCAGUUGUUCUACACCUCUCCGGUUCAAUGAGUCCUUUAGCUUAUCUCAAGGUUUGCUGCAGUUGGACAUGCUGCAAGAAAAACUCAAGGAACUGGAAGAGGAGAAUAUGGCUCUUCGAUCCAAGGCUUGUCACAUAAAGACAGAAACUAUUACCUAUGAAGAGAAGGAACAACAGCUUGUCAAUGACUGUGUUAAAGAACUUCGUGAAACAAAUGCUCAGAUGUCCAGAAUGACUGAAGAAUUAUCCGGAAAGAGUGAUGAACUGAUCCGGUACCAAGAAGAGAUCUCCUCUCUCUUGUCUCAAAUUGUAGAUCUUCAGCACAAAGUUAAAGAACAUGUAAUUGAGAAGGAGGAACUGAGACUUCACCUACAAGCUUCCAAAGAUGCCCAAAGACAGCUGACAAUGGAGCUGCAUGAGUUACAAGACAGGAAUAUGGAGUGUCUGGGAAUGUUACAUGAAUCCCAAGAAGAAAUAAAGGAACUUCGAAGUAGGUCUGGCCCUGCUGCUCAUAUUUACUUCUCACAGUCAUAUGGAGCUUUUUCUGGGGAAUCUCUGGCAGCUGAGAUUGAGGGGACCAUGCGUAAAAAGUUGAGUUUGGAUGAGGAAUCUUCUCUUUUUAAGCAAAAAGCCCAACAAAAACGGGUAUUUGAUACUGUCAAGGUUGCCAAUGACACACGAGGCCGCUCCAACCCAUUCCCAGCUCUGCUACCCAUUCCAGGGUCCAACCGUUCAAGUGUCAUCAUGACAGCAAAACCUUUUGAGUCUGGUUUACAACAAACAGAGGACAAAACACUCCUGAAUCAGCAGAGCAACUCAGAAGAGGUUUCAGAGAACGUUCAGAAGGUGGGUCAACCAGGACCCUCUGGAGAUAGUGAUUUGGCUACAGCACUGCAUCGCCUUAGUCUGCGGCGACAGAACUACUUAAGUGAGAAGCAGUUCUUUGCUGAAGAAUGGGAGCGGAAGAUACAGGUUCUCGCUGACCAGAAAGAAGGGGUUAGUGGCUGUGGCACCCCCACGGAGAGCCUUGCCUCUCUCUGCACUGACCAGUCGGAGAUCACAGACCUCAGCAGUGCCAGUUGCCUUCGAGGUUUUAUGCCUGAAAAAUUACAGAUUGUCAAGCCCCUUGAAGGAUCACAAACUUUGCACCACUGGCAGCAGCUUGCUCAACCAAAUUUAGGAACCAUUCUUGACCCACGACCAGGUGUCAUCACUAAAGGCUUUACCCAGUUGCCCAAGGAUGCCAUCUAUCACCUCUCAGAUUUAGAAGAGGAUGAAGAGGAAGGUAUCACUUUUCAAGUGGAACAGAAACCUUCAGUAUCCAAGCCAGUAAUAGGAAUCUUCCUUCCAGCCAUUACUUCAGCUAGUGGUCCAGAUACAGUUGCAACCUCAAACCCAGGCAAGUGUCUGUCAUGCACAAACUCGACAUUUACCUUCACCACCUGUAGGAUAUUGCAUCCUUCUGAUAUCACUCAGGUUACCCCCAGCCCUGGGUUCCCUUCGUUAUCCUGUGGAAGUAGUGGUAGCAGUUCAUCAAACACAGCGGUGAAUUCUCCUGCUGUGUCCUAUAGACUCAGCAUUGGCGAGUCUGUUACCAACCGACGAGAUUCCACUAUAACCUUCAGUAGCACCACGAGCUUGGCCAAACUUCUACAAGAGCGAGGCAUUUCUGCUAAAGUGUAUCACAGCCCAGUUUCAGAGAGCCCCCUCCUCCAGCCUAUCCCUAAAGCCCUGGCUAUUCCUUCUACACCACCAAAUUCACCAUCUCACUCACCUUGCCCUUCUCCUUUGCCCUUUGAGCCUCGAGUUCAUCUCUCCGAAAAUUUUUUGGCCUCCCGACCAGCUGAAACAUUCCUCCAGGAGAUGUAUGGUUUGAGACCUACCCGGAACCCUCCUGAUGUUGGCCAGCUGAAGAUGAACUUAGUGGACAGGCUGAAGAGACUGGGGAUAGCCAGAGUGAUCAAGACCCCGGAUGCACAGGAAAAUGGAAGAAGCCAAGAGGCAGAAAUUGGUCUUCAAAGACCUGACUCUGCUGUUUAUUUAAAUUCAGGUAGCAAUUUAUUGAGUGGACUGAGGAGGAAUCAGAGUCUUCCAGUCAUGAUGGGUAGCUUGGGCACCCCAGUUUGCACAACUUCACCGAAAAUGGAUAUCCUGAAGGAAGACUGAAGUUCAGCAGUUAACUGACCUCUUAAACAAAUUAGCACAUGAAGGAUAGAUUUGCACUGAUACAUGUAGUCUGGUCUGACUGAGAGACAAGGAAUGUUGCAGAUGGCUUGUGAAUGUGGAAAGGGGAAAGUGGAACAAUGGAAACAGAAUUGGGACGAGGCCCUAAUGAAUGAGGUCUAAUAAAUUGAAAGUAUAAAUGAAUGGGUCAUGAGUGUUUGGAGGCAGAAAAGGAAGAAAAGUUUAAUAUACUCCUUCAGUUGGAUGUUCCUAUCUUGAGAAUAAAAAGUGACUGGACAAUAAAUUCAGUAAUAUCAAAAUAUACCAGUUAUACUGAACUUGCUAGCACAUUUACUUCUAGUAAGCAAAAGCAGCAAGAACCCAGCUUAGGAGAUGGGAAGAGGAAGGGAGCAGCUUUGAUCAUUGCCUAUAAAAAGCUGAACUGCAGGGUUGCCAGGCUAAGCCCCAUCUGUUACUGAGGCUUUUAUGUUUUACCCUGUUAAGGUCUGCUUAAAUUACAUAUCCAUCAAAUGGUAUGUACACAGCAGUAGCAAACAAGGAAUUUUAUCUUUUUCAUAAAAUCAGAGUAGUGGAAACUCCCUUUUGCUUUCUGUUUUCAAGCCUUUGAGCCACUGGGAGCCCAAACACCACCCACAUUCCUUUUGUAUUUGUGAUUAAUAAAGGUUCAUUUUUAAAUUUGUAUUUUUAUACAAUACCUCCAAAAAA
Messenger RNA from Odobenus rosmarus divergens (Pacific walrus), 3904 nucleotides. It is a transcript of the gene TRAK2, whose product is annotated as trafficking protein, kinesin binding 2. The transcript is spliced from 16 exons. Gene Ontology annotation, molecular function: GABA receptor binding. The coding region runs from base 452 to 3181 and encodes 909 amino acids. NCBI's taxonomy places the organism in Eukaryota, Metazoa, Chordata, Mammalia, Carnivora, Odobenidae. The record is from RefSeq and is a predicted model, not a curated record. Gene Ontology annotation, biological process: neurogenesis; anterograde axonal transport of mitochondrion. Gene Ontology annotation, cellular component: dendrite.